AUGGCAUUCACGACGAAAGAUAUUAACCCCCACAUUUCAUUUUAAUAUAUUGCAGCAGUUUGUUGAGAUUUUGAUCGAAGAAGGUGAAAACAUGGCCAAGUCUUUGAAAAAUACAGGAGGGACAGUUGUAAAAGAUUUAGUACCGUUUGUUAGUGAACAUACGCUGAAUGCAAUAUGUGAAACUUCUAUGGGCACUUCUCUACGAGGCCUUGGUGCGUUCCAGCAUCGGUAUCGAGAAGCAGUUUAUCGCAUGGGCGAACUUUUUAUUUAUAGAUUAGUGAGUCCAUGGCUGUACAGCGAAUGGAUGUUACUGUUAUCGCCGACAGGUAGAGAGCAAAGGAAGAUUCUAAAGAUACUGCAUGGAUUUACUGAACGA
Molecule: messenger RNA, 376 nt
Organism: Temnothorax curvispinosus
Lineage: Eukaryota; Metazoa; Arthropoda; Insecta; Hymenoptera; Formicidae
Product: cytochrome P450 4C1-like
Exons: 3
Molecular function (GO): iron ion binding; heme binding; oxidoreductase activity, acting on paired donors, with incorporation or reduction of molecular oxygen
Source: RefSeq, a predicted model, not a curated record